Molecule: messenger RNA, 8873 nt
Organism: Felis catus (domestic cat)
Lineage: Eukaryota; Metazoa; Chordata; Mammalia; Carnivora; Felidae
Gene: NCOA1
Product: nuclear receptor coactivator 1
Exons: 22
Coding region: 2284-6609 (1441 amino acids)
Biological process (GO): cellular response to hormone stimulus; positive regulation of transcription by RNA polymerase II
Cellular component (GO): nucleus
Molecular function (GO): protein dimerization activity; nuclear receptor binding
Source: RefSeq, a predicted model, not a curated record
GGGAUGGAUAAGUGAAUUUUCCUGUAGGGCUAGGGGUUGGUCCCCUUGCUAGGAGUUUGCUGAAAGGACCUAAGAGGGGGAGCCGACGUGUUGACUGGACGAUCGGGAGGUGGGACUAGUUAAUGGUCAGCAGCAGAACUCGAGCCGCCCUCUGGUCUCUCGGAAGAGAACCGGAGAAACCGGACACCAGGGUCCCUAGUCCUUACUACCCAGCUGUGGGUUUUGUUUUGUUUGUUUUGCUUCUUUCUAAAGCAGUCACCCCCAUGGUCUAGACACAGCCUCGGCUGACGAUGUUAGAGAGAGACGGAGGCUUUGACAAUAAUGCUUGUGUAUGUGACAAGGACAGUCCACGGUGCUGUGGCUGCCGAGUUUGGUGGGGAGGAAAACUUUAAGCUGGAAGGUCUUUUAGCCUUUCAUGGUUGGCUCUCCUCGUUCACUGUAGAGGCGUUGAAGAGGCAGGUGUCCUUGUGGAGAAGGUGACAUUUUUUUCUUUUGAGAGGGCGAAUUUUUAAUGUCGAGUAUGGUGAUGGUGAAUGAAGGGUUCUUGAGUGAAUUGCAGUCCCAGCACCCUCUGUUGAUGCCAAGAGUAAUCUCUGUGGCGAUGAUUUGUGAGGGCUGAGGCUUACACUUCGGUGAUUAAGAAAUCUUCAAGUGUCUGUGUAAAACAUUGCUGCGGUGAAGCUUACUGUUCUGUUGAAGGGAUGGAUAUCAAGGGUUAAAUUGGUUUGAGGUUUGUCUCUUCUUCUGGAAUUGGUUGGAGGUUAGGCUCAAAAAAAAAAAAAAAAAAAAAAAAAGUUGGCCAAAGGGGCCUCUCUCUCAGCUUGUUUCACAGAAGCUAUGAUGUAGUAGGAAGGGGGUCAGAUUUCUUCAUGUUGAGAAUAAUGUGAAAAGAAAGUAUUUGCUUAGGUCUCUUGGCUCUUGAACUAGAAAUAGUUUUGGGUGAAAGGUAGCAGUGGGGUUUGAUUCAUCUUAAUAAAUGGGCAUUCCUUGAACUAUUUGUCAUAAACUAGAUGCAGUUGGGAAGUGUUUCCAUUUUAUCGCCUGUCCUUUGUGGAAAGGUCUAAUUUGGUUCUGUGAACUAGGUUCUAAAAUGUUUUCCCUCCAUUUGUUAUUUGCACUUCAUGCUUUGGGAACAGUGGAUCAAAAAGGGGGCCUGAAUAGGGAAGUACAUGGUUUGGAGAGAAAAUGGAGGGGUGUUGCUUAUAAGAACAGGUGUUUGGUUUGAUUGUUGUAGACAUGUUUCCACUGCUUAUUUGUUGCAUUUAUUUAAGUCACAGGGAAGUUUGAAUUUUGAGGGGCAAAACUGGAAUUUGACAUAGUUUUUAGUUAAUCUCUUCCUCAUUUCUUUCUGAGAAAAUCUGUAGGAUUGUGUCUAUUAAAUUGCUUUUUGUGUGGUUUAAGCCAAGGGAGUGUUUUAGAUUCUGCAUUUUUGGGUAAGUGGUUUUAUUGAAAAAAAGGGCUUGAUGGAACUAAUGGUGAUUGUCCCACUUACACUGGGAUUAUAUAGACAAUGCAUUUUCCUCCCUCUUUCUGCCAACAUUUGUUUUUCUUUCUCCCUCAAUUCUAGGGUUUCAUUUCUAGAAAUCUGGGCUGGAAACAGAAGCAGCAGUUUGUAUAAUCCCAAGAAUUUGCUUAUGCCAGGAAGCCGUAAGGGUAGCAUGAAGUGGGUGUGAUAUAAAGAUACUGCUACUACUUAAGACAUUUAACUGUUGAGGGAGUCUAGGGUCAAAUUUAAUUUUUGUUGAAUUUCCUGUUUUGUGUGUAUGUGUUAAUCUUUUGGUGGGCAGAGGAUUGGGUUGCUAUGGUGCUAACUGGUAUAUAUUAUGAAAGCAUUGGCAACACUUCAUGCUUUUACUCUAUAGGGAAGGGUGGUAAACAAGCCUCAAAAUGUAAAGAUGUUCUCAGGACGGAAUGUUCGUAGCAUGUACUCUUGAUCCUGCGAAUCCAAUGAUCGGUCUUCACCAGGACUAAAUGUUGAAUCUGUCCUUAUUAGUGGAAAUGUAACUGGAACCGACUCUGAUGAUAAAAUCAAGGACCAUCAGCAAGAUCAUGCAGUAGAAAAUUUUGGUUCCAAAUGAAGACCCCAACAUUUAGAAUUUCUACUUUUUCUAAGUUUGCAUAAUUGGCCUUAAAUGAGGUGAGAGUGAAGAAACUAGAGCCGUCUCUGGAUACAUCGCUACCCCACUUCCCUGUAAGCUACCCUCCGGAGUGCUAGAUUUGACCAUAUCUGUUUUGAGGACUCAUUAUGAACAAAGAAGUCUCCCAGGUGUGAAGUUUUUCAACAUGAGUGGCCUCGGGGACAGUUCAUCCGACCCUGCUAACCCAGACUCACAUAAGAGGAAAGGAUCGCCAUGUGACACACUGGCAUCAAGCACUGAAAAGAGGCGCAGGGAACAAGAAAAUAAAUAUUUAGAAGAACUAGCUGAGUUACUGUCUGCCAACAUCAGUGACAUUGACAGUUUGAGUGUAAAGCCAGACAAAUGCAAGAUUUUGAAGAAGACAGUCGAUCAGAUACAGCUAAUGAAGAGAAUGGAACAAGAGAAAUCAACAACUGAUGAUGAAGUGCAGAAAUCAGACAUCUCAUCGAGCAGUCAAGGAGUGAUAGAAAAGGAAUCCUUGGGACCUCUUCUGUUGGAGGCUUUGGAUGGAUUUUUCUUUGUUGUGAACUGUGAAGGGAGAAUUGUAUUUGUGUCGGAGAAUGUGACCAGCUACUUGGGUUACAAUCAGGAGGAAUUAAUGAAUACCAGUGUCUACAGCAUACUGCAUGUAGGGGAUCAUGCAGAAUUUGUGAAGAAUCUGCUACCAAAAUCACUAGUAAAUGGAGUUCCUUGGCCUCAAGAGGCAACACGACGAAAUAGCCAUACCUUUAACUGCAGGAUGCUAAUUCACCCUCCAGAUGAGCCAGGCACCGAGAACCAAGAAGCUUGCCAGCGGUAUGAAGUAAUGCAGUGUUUUACUGUGUCACAGCCAAAAUCAAUUCAAGAGGAUGGAGAAGAUUUCCAGUCAUGUUUGAUUUGUAUUGCACGGCGAUUACCUCGGCCUCCAGCUAUUACCGGUGUAGAAUCCUUUAUGACCAAGCAAGAUACUACAGGCAAAAUCAUCUCUAUUGAUACCAGUUCCCUGAGAGCUGCUGGCAGAACUGGCUGGGAAGAUUUAGUGAGGAAGUGCAUUUAUGCUUUUUUCCAACCUCAGGGCAGAGAACCAUCUUAUGCCAGACAACUGUUUCAAGAAGUGAUGACCCGUGGCACUGCGUCCAGCCCAUCCUAUAGAUUCAUAUUGAAUGAUGGGACAAUGCUUAGCGCCCACACCAAGUGUAAGCUUUGCUACCCUCAAAGUCCAGACAUGCAACCUUUCAUCAUGGGAAUUCAUAUCAUCGACAGGGAACACAGUGGUCUUUCUCCUCAAGAUGACACUAAUUCUGGAAUGUCAAUUUCCCGAGUAAACCCGUCCGUCAAUUCUAGUAUCUCUCCGGCUCAUGGUGUGGCUCGUUCAUCCACAUUGCCACCAUCCAGCAACAACAUGGUAUCCCCCAGAGUAAACCGCCAACAGAGCUCAGACCUCCAUAGCAGCAGUCAUAGUAACUCUAGCAACAGCCAAGGGAGUUUCGGAUGCUCACCUGGAAAUCAGAUUGUAGCCAGUGUUGCCUUAAACCAGGGACAGGCCAGUUCCCAGAGCACUAACCCCUCCUUAAACCUCAAUAAUUCUCCUAUGGAAGGUACAGGAAUAUCUCUCGCACAGUUCAUGUCUCCAAGGAGACAAGUUAGUUCUGGAUUGGCAACAAGGCCCAGGAUGCCAAACAAUUCGUUUCCUCCUAAUAUUCCAACAUUAAGCUCUCCCGUUGGCAUGACAGGUACUACCUGUAAUAAUAGUAACCGAUCUUAUUCAAACAUCCCAGUAACAUCUUUACAGAGUAUGAAUGAAGGACCCAAUAACUCCGUUGGCUUCUCUGCCAGUUCUCCAGUCCUCAGGCAGAUGAGCUCGCAGAAUUCACCUAGCAGAUUAAAUAUACAGCCCACAAAAGCUGAGUCCAAAGAUAACAAAGAGAUUGCAUCCAUUUUAAAUGAAAUGAUUCAGUCCGACAACAGCUCUAGUGAUGGCAAACCUCUGGAUUCCGGGCUUCUGCAUAACAAUGACAGACUCUCAGAUGGAGACAAUAAAUACUCCCAAACCAGUCACAAACUAGUGCAGCUUCUGACAACAACAGCAGAGCAGCAGUUACGGCAUGCCGAUAUAGACACAAGUUGCAAAGAGGUACUGUCUUGCUCAGGCACUUCCGGCUCGGCCUCUGCUAACUCUUCGAGCGGCUCUUGCCCCUCCUCUCAUAGCUCACUGACAGAGCGGCACAAGAUUCUGCACAGGCUCUUACAGGAGGGCAGCCCCUCGGAUAUCACCACUUUAUCUGUCGAGCCUGAUAAAAAGGACAGUGCGUCUACUUCUGUGUCAGUGACUGGACAGGUACAAGGGAACUCGAGCGUAAAACUAGAACUGGAUGCUUCAAAGAAAAAAGAAUCAAAAGACCAUCAGCUCCUACGAUAUCUUUUAGAUAAAGAUGAGAAAGAUAUAAGAUCAACUCCAAACCUGAGCCUGGAUGAUGUGAAGGUGAAAGUGGAAAAGAAAGAACAGAUGGAUCCUUGUAACACAAACCCAACCCCAAUGACCAAACCUGCUCCUGAGGAAAUUAAACUGGAGUCCCAGAGCCAGUUUACAGCUGACCUUGACCAGUUUGAUCAGUUACUACCCACACUGGAGAAGGCAGCCCAGUUGCCAGGUCUGUGUGAGCCGGAGAGGAUGGAUGGUGCGGUCACCAAUGUAACGAUCAAAUCAGAGACCCUGCCAGCUUCGCUUCAGUCCACCACUGCCAGACCCACUUCCAGGCUGAAUAGAUUACCGGAGCUGGAAUUGGAAGCAAUUGAUAACCAGUUUGGACAGCCAGGAACAGGUGAUCAGAUUCCAUGGGCAAAUAAUACAGUGACUACCGUAAAUCAGAAUAAACCAGAAGACCAGUGUAUUAGUUCACAAUUAGAUGAGCUUCUCUGUCCACCAACAACAGUAGAAGGAAGAAAUGAUGAGAAGGCUCUUCUUGAACAGCUGGUGUCCUUCCUCAGCGGCAAAGAUGAAACGGAGCUAGCUGAACUAGAUAGAGCUCUGGGGAUUGACAAACUUGUCCAGGGAGGUGGAUUAGAUGUGUUAUCGGAGAGAUUUCCACCACAACAAGCAACACCACCUUUGAUGAUGGACGAAAGACCCAACCUUUAUUCCCAGCCUUAUUCUUCUCCUUCACCUACUGCCAAUCUCUCCAGCCCUUUCCAAGGCAUGGUCAGGCAAAAACCUUCACUGGGGACUAUGCCUGUUCAAGUAACACCUCCCCGAGGCGCUUUUUCACCCAGCAUGGGCAUGCAGCCCAGACAGACUCUGAACAGACCUCCCGCUGCCCCCAACCAGCUGCGGCUUCAACUUCAGCAGCGCUUGCAGGGACAGCAGCAGUUGAUACACCAAAAUCGGCAAGCUAUCUUAAACCAGUUUGCAGCAAACACUCCCGUUGGCAUCAAUAUGAGAUCAGGCAUGCAGCAGCAGAUUACACCUCAGCCACCCCUGAACGCCCAAAUGUUGGCACAGCGCCAGCGGGAGUUGUACAGCCAACAGCACCGACAGAGGCAGCUAAUACAGCAGCAAAGAGCCAUGCUCAUGAGGCAACAAAGCUUUGGGAACAACCUCCCUCCCUCAUCUGGACUGCCAGUUCAAAUGGGGAACCCCCGUCUUCCUCAGGGUGCUCCGCAGCAAUUUCCCUACCCACCAAACUAUGGUACAAAUCCAGGAACCCCACCUGCUUCUACCAGCCCGUUUUCACAACUGGCAGCAAAUCCCGAGUCAACCUUGGCCAACCGCAACAGCAUGGUGAACAGAGGCAUGACAGGAAACAUGGGAGGACAGUUUGGCACUGGAAUCAAUCCUCAGAUGCAGCAGAAUGUCUUCCAGUAUCCAGGAUCAGGAAUGGUUCCCCAAGGUGAGGCCAGCUUUGCUCCAUCUCUCAGCCCUGGGAGCUCCAUGGUGCCGAUGCCAAUCCCUCCUCCUCAGAGCUCUCUGCUCCAGCAGACUCCACCCACUUCUGGGUACCAGUCACCAGACAUGAAGGCCUGGCAGCAAGGAGCAAUGGGAAACAACAACGUGUUCAGUCAAGCUGUCCAGAGCCAGCCCACGCCUGCGCAGCCCGGAGUGUACAACAAUAUGAGCAUCACCGUGUCCAUGGCAGGUGGAAACACAAAUGUUCAGAACAUGAACCCGAUGAUGGGCCAGAUGCAGAUGAGCUCUUUGCAGAUGCCAGGAAUGAACACUGUGUGCCCUGAGCAGAUAAAUGAUCCAGCACUGAGACACACAGGCCUCUACUGCAACCAGCUCUCAUCCACUGACCUUCUCAAAACAGAAACAGAUGGAACCCAGCAGGUGCAACAGGUUCAGGUGUUUGCUGACGUCCAAUGUACAGUGAAUCUGGUAGGCGGGGACCCUUACCUGAACCAGCCUGGUCCACUGGGAACUCAAAAACCCACGGCAGGACCACAGACCCCCCAGGCCCAGCAGAAGAGCCUCCUUCAGCAGCUACUGACUGAAUAACCACUUUUAAAGGAAUGUGAAAUUUAAAUAAUAGACAUACAGAGAUAUACAAAUAUAUUAUAUAUUUUUCUGAGAUUUUUGAUAUCUCAAUCUGCAGCCAUUCUUCAGGUCGUAGCAUUUGGAGCAAAAAAAAACCCACAAAAAAAAACAAAAAAAAAAACAACAAAGGAAUUCACUUUUGUUGGAAGAUUGAGAGGUGUUUUUGUUUCUUUCUUUGUAAAGGCCUUGGAUAUUGAAAAAAAAAAUAACAAGGCAGAACAGUUGGACAAUCUAUUUCUUGAGCCAAAUUUAAUUAUUCUUAUUUUUGUAAUCAGUCAUUGGCUUCUUAUCUGGAUGAAGGCUUUUGGAGGAGAACCAAAACGACGAGUUCCAAGGGGAAGAUGAAGCCCCGCCCCUGCUGGCUCAGUCCUGACCCUGACGAGGAAGAAGGGCCCAAGGGCCCGGUGGGGCUUUGCCUGUGCCCGUCCACCAAAGGCUGUCACGUGUGUCUGAAUCAACAGCCCUCCCCUUCCCGACCCCAGGCAGCUUGUGUGUACAAUCAGCUUCUUCUAGCAACUCUAUAUCUGUUGGCUUCAAGAGAAUAUUUUGCCUCCCAUAUGUACCCCUUCUCCUUUUUUUAAAGAUGGAUUUAAACCAAGAUGCCUCCAGGAAUGAGGACGAAAUGAGUAUAUUCACAGAGGAAUCCAAAAAAUACAGUUUGGGGGAAAAUGCAAUAAUUUUUGAUGAGAUGGGUGAAGGACAAGAAACAAGUUCUGUCAAUUAUUGUAGAUAACAAUUUUCUGAUUAAAUCUGGAAAAAAAAGGCAGCCUGUUCUUUCUGCUUUUAUUGUAUUAACAGCUAAGGUAGCUAAAGUUAUUUAAAAUAAAGUUAAAUUUAUGAUCCAAGUAGCUUAUUUUUCCCUUUAAAUCUCACUGUAAAUAUACUUGAUUUCUUGUAGAAAUUGAUUUCCUCCUGUUUAAUUUUAUGGUUUUAUUAUCAUACUCUUGAUUUUUCUAAAUUUGUGUGUGAAUAUAUCAUUGAUUGAAUUGCAGUUACAUUUGGCUAGUAAGAUUUCAUUAUUUUAAUAACUGUGAUGCCAUGUAUGGAUUUACUUUGAGGUUCAAAUCAAAAUGCCACUGCCAGAAAGAGCUCUUCCAGAUGAGCUAGAGCCUACUGCCCUAGAGUGUCCCUGGGAUCAUCUAACUCGAGACAGUGCAAGGAAUUAACACCAGAAGUGCACAGGCUACUUGUACAGAGAAAAAUCAGUACUCAAAAAAAUCUUCAUUUGUUUUAGAUUGACUUUGGGGAUUUGAAUUUUCAUCAGCGCAAAUACAAAUUUCUCUAUCCUACUCUGAGGCUAACUGGUACCGUAUUUUCCCUUUGUGUCUUGUCACUCUGCCACGUCUUGUCUCAUCCUGGCCUGUGAGUCAAGGACCCAGUGAACUGCCUCUAGUUCUAGAAGUUCCACUGCAAGGCCAGGAAAGCUUGAGAAAGGUAUUGUGGAAGAAGCAAAGGUAGAUCCCCCCAUCACUCGCCUUUACCUGCACCCCGGGCCUGUGAAUGAUGACAGCAUCUGACAUCGUGCGCCAGCUACCUCUGCUUCCACAGCAGGGAAGAGACCAUAAGAACGAACAGCGGAAGAGGAGCAUGGACUCAGACACCAAGGAAGAAGCCAUUUUCCCAGGUCCUCCUUUCUGCAUCUCACCACCCCUAGUUACAAAUAACUCCAUUGACAGCAUCUACUCAGAAACUAUAUGGAAUAAAAAGAUUGCUGGAAGGGCUUACAUGGGUAGCAACUAUGAAACAGAAAUAGGACACUCAGUUACAAACAUUAUCUCUUUUAGUUUUUCAGAAAAUGCAUCCCUGAUUUCAUUCAUUCCCAGCUUGAACGCCCAGCCAUAUUACUCUAGUCCUUACCAAACUGCUCUAGGAGGUCAUUUCUGUUUUGUUUGUGAUAUUUAGAUGCGCAGACUUCAGGAAGUUCACCUUUAACUUCAGCAUUCCAGAUGAAGUUUCCUGCCUCAGUGCUUUUGCAUAAGGAACUAGUUUUUAAAAGCGGUAAGGAAAAUUGGAGAUGCUAAUAACAUCCUCCCAUCCCAACUGCACCUGAAAGUAUGCAUGUCACCUUCAAGGUUUUAUAAUUGCACUGUUUGUUUUAUGUAUGUACAGAUUAAAAUUAUUGCUACAUUUGAGGAAAAUAAAAUUGCUUGCUUCUAUGUAAUUCCUGUCAUUCCACAGGAAAUUCACUUUUCCAGCUACUGAAUAGAACUUGUUUAACAACCUCC